Messenger RNA from Chaetomium strumarium, 1431 nucleotides. RefSeq lists its product as uncharacterized. The record is from RefSeq and is a predicted model, not a curated record. The transcript has a single exon. NCBI's taxonomy places the organism in Eukaryota, Fungi, Ascomycota, Sordariomycetes, Sordariales, Chaetomiaceae. The coding region runs from base 420 to 1310 and encodes 296 amino acids.
AGGUCAGGCCCGUUCUUAUUAGGCGCAUUAUUCCGCUGGUCGCCCCUCGGGGUCCCUCGCGACUGAUUCCCUCAGUGCCUCUUCACCUUUUGCACAAUCUGCGCCGACCGACACACGACCACCUUGCGAUCGUGUACAGGUCGAGUCUUCCAGGGAACUUUUACGUUAGCCAAACCUAUCGCUGGGACAUCCCAAUUCAUCUUUUGGCCUCACCAACACCCCCACCCAAGCGCAUCCAACCGCAAUCCCCGGUCCUGUCGCGAGCCGUUCGCUGCUGGAAAGACACCAUCUAACCGACGUCGAAAGUUCCCCGAGCCACUUACACCGCGACGGGCUCGCUCUAGAGACAAUAUCGAAAAGCAUCGGAACUCAUAUACUCUCAACAAUCGUCACGCACAUUUUAAACUCGAGGAAGAACAAUGUUGCUGCCGUCCGCACUUCCAUGCGACUCGUCGCAAACGCCGCGCUUGACGCGCCUUCAGUCGGCGCUCUUCGCAUCGCCGCCCGCAAGCCCUCCGCACCUCUCGACGCAGCAAGCUAUCGGAAACAUCUUCUCGACAUGUCGUUCUCUGCAGUCCCUCCUCGCCGGGCCCGCGCCGCCUGCCAACACCGGCCCUGAACCCAUCACUCCGCCGACCUCGUCGCGCUCUCAGUUGCUUACUCCGCCGCUGGCGUGCGCGCCGCCUCCGCUCAAACUUCGCCUGCGAUCGCGCAAGACAGACAGCACAACGGGCGACCAUGGCCCGGCGAGAAAGCGCAUCGUGAAGCGCAGCGCAGCAGUCGCGCAGGCGCCAAGGGGACCCAACAAGCGCCGUCGCGCCGCCGACGACGACAUGGGCCGGUGCAGCGAGGAUGACAGCGAUACCGAACAACACGGACCUCUCGGCAAUCCCGUAGAGGGGCAGGACAAAGAAAACGAGGCUCGCUCCGGGCCACAGACACCCAAGCGCUCGAGGCUCGCGCCCGAGGUCAUCCCACUCGGUCUCGAGCGAUCAGAUUACCACAACCUCCACCACUCCUUCCCCCAGAACGUACCGACGGACGGUUCCAGCGAGUACCGACAAGAUGGCACCGAUGUGGUAGUCGAAGCGGACGGCGAGGCAUGGAGCACCGAGGAGGACCGCAUCCUGGUCGAGCUUGUAUUGGAAAAGCUCAAGCUCACCAAGUCGGACUGGCAGGACUGUGCGCGCAGUCUGGGCAAGGACCGCGGGAGCGUCGGGAGAAGAUGGAAGAGCCUCAUGAUCAAUGGAGAAGUCGGGCUCAAGAGGGGCAGUCACAGGAGGGGAAGGAUACACGGGACUUGGAGGUGAUGCUUUUGGUUUCGCGUUUCCCCAUACGCGCGUUCUCUUCUUGGACUACCUAUGCUGUAUUACCUAGUGUACGUGUAUUAAUGCGGUCUCUCUGGCUGGCCUAUCUGUCUACGAUGCGGGA